Messenger RNA from Prorocentrum cordatum, 1242 nucleotides. NCBI's taxonomy places the organism in Eukaryota, Dinophyceae, Prorocentrales, Prorocentraceae. The record is from the annotation of a GenBank genome assembly.
AUGGAGCGGCAUGGCCACAGUGAGCGCCUUUGUGGGGAUGCGGUUGCGGCGAGCAGCGGAAGUACACAGCGAGCCACCGGAACCGAGCAUGGUGAUAUUUAUUUCCGCGAGUUGCUUGACAUUGCAUCGACAAUGGCACAUGGGAAGUUCAUGGGAUCUGAGGACCCUUCAGAGGGCUUUGAAAGUGCAGAUAUGUAUUGGACAUCGGCGAUUGAAUCAUGCGACCUAAUUUAUCGUGACUCCGAGGUUGCACUCUUCCUCGGCACUUUGGAUGCUGCUGUCGACUUGGGAAAGUUGGCAUCGUCGAUGGUAAAGGCAAGCUGUGAAUCCAACAAGGAAGUGGAUAUCGAGUCAAUCACAGACCAUGUUUCUGGUGAAGUGGCGCGGGUCAAGAAAUUGAUUCCGCCCCCUCCGUCGUUGGUCGAUGGUAUGUCAGUCUGCCAUACCAAGCACUCCGAUGGAGAGUCGCGGAACCGUGAGAUGCCUUGUGUACCAGACCAAGAGCAUCGAACGCGUGAUUCUACGACACAUUAUUAUCCCCCCCUUCGCGGCAUUAUCAAUUGCUGCGCAUUUGAUAAACAUUCUGCCAGGUCUAAUCGCUUGAUCGACGUACAUAAAAGAGAGGCGUACCCUGGCGACACGCUUAAAUUCUAUAGCAGAGAAUGGGGCCAAUUGCGUUCUGUUGCUUGUGAUGGAAAUGCAGGCCGUGCAAGUGAAUCGAAGCGUACAGAUCUUCUCGAUUACAGUCCUCCCAGAGGGCAGCUGUCCUCAGGUUUGUUGUGCCAUCCCCAUCCGCCACAUUAUUUGGAACUGAGAGCGACAGACACAGAUACAUAUAACAUUUCGAAGCAUUUUCAUGAGGUCUGUGAGUUUGUGAAAGGCAUCGCAAACGGUGGGGCAGAGGCAGGAGCAGAUGCUACCGCGAGGCGCGGCGUGAGCAGCAGCGGCGCGAGCAGUGUGUAUGUUCAUUGCGUCGUUGGGUCUAACCGAUCUGCGACGAUCGUGUGUUGCUUGCUUAUGUGGUUGAAGGGCUGGAGUGCAAAGCAAGUGGUCAGCUUGGUAUCCCUGAGACGGAGGUGCAGGAUUCUGACCAACCGUUCGUUCAUCAGAGCACUCAUUGGAUGGGAAAAAGAGCUCGCUGCAGCUAGUACACCUGGCAAGAGUCUGCAACAUCGCACGGGCCAUGGAGUCGAGCAUUCAGCCUCAAACCAGGCAGCGAGAACCGUUGACAGCUUGGUCUAG